AGAAAAAACAGACAUACAUAAAUGGAUGACGAACUAUGAAUACUUUGACGAUAGUCAAUUGGAAGAAGAUACUAUAGAUAGUCAGUGGAGCCAUAACUAUGGAACACCGGAUCCGACCGCAAGGCUAAAACAGGUUAUGGUGUUGAAGAUUUAAUAUCUGCCAUGUUCAAAGUUUGGCUUUAUAAAGGCGACGUCUUUUUAGUUGGAUGCACAAAUGUUGGAAAAAGUUCACUUUUCAAUGCUUUACUACAGUCAGACUACUGUAAAGUUCAUGCAGUAGAUAUAAUCAAAAGAGCUACUGUUAGCAGAUGGCCUGGGACAACAUUGAACCUGCUAAAAUUCCCUAUUAACAGACCGUCUGGAUGGAAGAUGUAUGAGCGAGCGAACCGGUUAAGAUCGCAGUCCAAACUUAUGAAGAUAGAAAAGGAGAUAAGAAAAGCACAGUUAGAGGGGCAGACGAUCCGCGAGAUGCCAUCUUUGAUCGGCCAUAUUGGUAGAACGUUUUCAGAUCCAAUGGAUUAUGAAGACGGCAUAGAGGACAAUAUACCUGAUAAGAAGCGUAGGAUGAUGGUUUUAGACGAGAAAGACAAGUUAUUCGCCAACAGCAAAUGGUUUUAUGAUACACCAGGGGUAGUGCACCCGGAUCAAGUAUUGUCUCUCCUAACUACAGAAGAGUUGUUAGCUACCAUUCCUAAGAGAUUGAUACGACCGCAGACUUAUUAUUUGCACAAGGGCUCAACUAUCUUCGUGGCCGGACUUGCGAGAUUGGACCUGACAGAUUGCGAGAAUCCGUGUCGCUUUACAAUCUUCUGUUCUGAUCAAUUGCCUAUCACUGUGACGAAAACUGAAGACGCGGACGAGGUGUAUAAUACGUUUUUGGGUACGGAAUUGCUAGCGGUACCAUCAGGAGGGACCGAGAGAUUAAAAAAUUGGCCUAACAUGGAGAAAAAAGUUUUGGAGUUUACAGGAGAGGGCCCUAAGAUCUGCUGUGGUGACAUAGUACUAUCAUCCAUAGCGUGGGUGUCUGUGACUGCGAAGAAGGGUGAUAUUUGCGUGGCAACGGCAUGGACGCCUGAAGGCAAAGGUAUAUUUAGGCGUUAUCCUUCAUUACUACCAUAUUCAAUAAACCUUAAGGGUAAAAGAUUGAGAGAUACGCCAGCUUAUAUGAUAGGGAAAAUAUUUUCCGAUAAAGAUAAUGUACAAAGUUAAAAACUGAUUAGGUUUUAUAAUAUUAAAUGUGAAGAAUCCUAAAGUAAUAAAGAUAGUUUAUUCAUCAAGUAUGUAUAUUACAAUGCGCUUAUGACAGUUAUGACCGUCAAAGCUACGCCGACUGUAACCCUAGACCUCUGACUCGAGAUUUAAAUCCCUCCUAAGUUGUAGGAGUCUCCCAAUAAGGGACCAGCGAGGAACUUGGAUCACUAAUACAAACUCCUACUUUUUUAAUGAAACACUAAUACAAAUUCCUACUUUUAAUAAGGGUAAAUGCUUUAUAGUACCAGAUUAUUAUACAUGCAUAAUGCAGACCUGCCAAAGCAAAACAAUGUUAGUCUAUUGUGUAGUAUACCAGAAGAGAUGAAUGUUAUUUGUCGUAAAAUAAAUACAUCAAAUUUUAUAA
This is a messenger RNA of Cydia pomonella (codling moth), 1615 nucleotides long. Its product is annotated as nitric oxide-associated protein 1. The transcript is spliced from 2 exons. NCBI's taxonomy places the organism in Eukaryota, Metazoa, Arthropoda, Insecta, Lepidoptera, Tortricidae. Gene Ontology annotation, molecular function: GTP binding. Bases 163 to 1209 code for a protein of 348 amino acids. The record is from RefSeq and is a predicted model, not a curated record.